UGUAUUUUGUGCUCUAUUGUUAUCUGAUUCCAGAUAUACCACCUGUCAACUGGCGCUCAGGUGGUUUAGGUACAGUCGUAGAGUUAUUGAUGAGCAAACUCCAAAUAUCAAACCAAUUUUUUAAAUGAUUUUAUUUAACCUUUAUUUAACUAGUUUUGCAAGUGAAUAACAGAAGAGGGAGAGGCCCAACAGGAUGGCCAGUGUGCUCUGUAGCAGAGCCAGGCUGGUGACUUACCUGCCAGGGCUUCAUGUACUGGUCCGGCGGAUUGCUGGAACCAACCAGAGAACAUUCUCUGGUGCUGGAUCAUCUGGCUCUGAUGAGCCUCGUGUAGCAGUCACACCCCCUGACCUUGGACCCAGGACAGUUUGGCCAGAUGAUAGUAUGGGUCCGUUCGGGCCUCAGGACCAGCGCUUCCAACUGCCAGGUAACUCAGGCUUUGACUGCCACCUGGAAGGCACAGCAGAACAGAAGAUUAAAGGCCCAGUCCACCGGACAGUCCCCGACGUGCUGACUGUUCCCUCCAGCAGCGAGAGGCAUGAGUUCAUCCUUGCCCAAUUUGUCGGCGAGUUCCAAGGGAAAGAGGCUGAUCCCCCUGAACAAAUAGUCAACCGAGCAGAACAGUACUUUGAUAACUCCAAUGUAGAGUGUGCGAUACAGUCUUGCCCUGAGCUGCUGAAGAAAGAUUUUGAGUCAAUGUUCCCUGAGGCCCCUAACAACGCCAUGACGGUUGUCACGGUGACCCAGAAGACUCAGAACGACAUGACAGCAUGGUGUGAGGAGGUGGACAAAGAGAGGGAGUUGAUGCUAGACAAAUUUGUUGCUGGUGCCAAGGAAAUCUGUUAUGCCCUGAGGACAGAAGGCUUCUGGGCUGACUUCAUAGACCCAUCCUCAGGCCUGGCAUUCUUUGGGUCGUACACCAACAACACACUGUUUGAGACAGAUGAGAGGUACCGUAACCUGGGCUUCAGCAUCGAGGACCUGGGCUGCUGCAAAGUCAUCCGCCACGCAUUGUGGGGGACGCAUGUUUUCGUGGGGACAGUUUUCACCAGCGCACCUCCUCAUAGCCUUAUCAUGAAGAAGCUGCAAGGGGACUAAACCUGAAUGAUGGGAGAGUGUCUGGUAUGUGGUUGCUAUUAAACCUUGACGUGUCAAGGCUCUUUACACAGCCCUUAACUACUAUUUGCUUUUUAUUUGUACUUCACAUUUGUAUAGAAACCUUCAAAAUAGUAGUAUGGUACACCGAUAUUGUGAAAUACCCACAACCAUGAUCCCUGACAGUUUUACCAUUAUAAUAUAUUUAUUUUCAGCAUCUCUGUCUGUUCCUUUAGUGUAUUGUGGUUGGCCUGAUUGAAAAGGGUCUCUCUUGCGAAAUAGAUUUUAUCUCAAUGAGAUUUAUCUGUAUAAAUAAAAGUUAAAUUGAAUGUGAAAUAGAAGGUGGAGGAAAAAUCCACUCAAAUUGUCUUUGGGUAUUUGUUUCUUUUUGUGAUGUGGUAAGUGACACUUUGCUUCUUCAAAGUCCAAUAUCUUGAACUUGACUGCUGACAUAUAAAACAUUUUGGGACUGUAUUAACAGUGGACAAAAAAUAUAUAUAGUUUGAGUGGAUUUCCCCGUUAAGGGUGGCUUGACUCUGCCCAGAUGAGAUUUUCAUAGUAGAAUCAAUCCUGCAGCUAGAUAAGAAAAACAUGGGGACCUGCUGCUGCCCUUGACUUGGGUUGAUAAACCCCCAUUUUUAUCAAAAGGUAAGAAUUGAGCUUUUCUGAUGUCAUGAGGUUAAUCUCAAGAGCUCUUAUUUGAUCCGUGUUGCCUUCAGAAUAGAGACCUCAUGUCUUGUUCACAGGUCCUGAGAUCCAGUUAACCAUUGAAUCCUUGAAUAUUGUACUUGUGACAGUAAUCAAUGCGCUUGGCUAGAAGGGAGGGGCAGCACUUGUCUCUCUCUGUCACUUUACAAGAUUAACUGUUUUUAAAAGGGUCUGUGAUUCUUGUGGCAGCUUUUGUCCUGAGGUCCACACAUUAAAUGCAAUAAAACACA
Molecule: messenger RNA, 2031 nt
Organism: Salvelinus namaycush (lake trout)
Lineage: Eukaryota; Metazoa; Chordata; Actinopteri; Salmoniformes; Salmonidae
Gene: mmadhcb
Product: metabolism of cobalamin associated Db
Exons: 8
Coding region: 194-1096 (300 amino acids)
Biological process (GO): cobalamin metabolic process
Cellular component (GO): mitochondrion
Source: RefSeq, a predicted model, not a curated record